AUGGCGGCCGGGGGCGUGCUGGUGGCCUUGGGGGCGCUGAGCGUGUGCGUGGCUGCGGGCUGCGGGGCCGAGGGCGAGGCCGGCGGGCCGGCGGGGUGGGCGGAGCCGUGGGGCGGCGCGGGGUUCGGGCGGGCGGCGGCGCUGGGCGCGGCGGCGGCGGCGGCGGCGGAGGAGCCGCUGCUGCUGUGGUGGAGCCCCGGGCUCUUCCCCCACUUCCCCGGCGACUCGGAGCGCAUCGAGUGCGCGCGCGGCGCCUGCGUGGCGACCCGGGACCGGCGGGCGCUGCGGGACCCGCGGACGCGCGCGCUGCUCUUCUACGGCACCGACUUCCGCGCAGCCGAGGCGCCGCUGCCGCGCGGGCCGCAGCACAGCUGGGCGCUGCUGCACGAGGAGUCGCCCCUCAACAACUUCCUGCUGAGCCACGGCCCGGGCAUCGGCCUCUUCAACCUCACCGCCACCUUCAGCCGCCACUCGGAUUACCCGCUGCCGCUGCAGUGGCUGCCCGGCCUGGCCUACCUGCGCCGCGCCGCGCCCCCGCUCCGGGAGCGCGCCGAGUGGCGCCGCCGCGGCUACGCGCCGCUGCUCUACCUCCAGUCCCACUGCGACGUGCCCGCCGACCGCGACCGCUACGUGCGCGAGCUCAUGCGCCACAUCCCGGUGGACUCCUACGGGAAAUGCCUCCAGAACCGGGAGCUGCCCACCCCGCGGUUGCAGGACACCGCCACAGCCACCACCGAGGACCCCGAGCUCUUAGCCUUCUUGUCCCGCUACAAGUUCCAUUUGGCCCUGGAAAAUGCCAUCUGCGAGGACUACAUGACGGAAAAGCUGUGGCGCCCCUUGCACCUGGGCUCUGUGCCCGUGUACCGCGGUUCCCCCUCUGUGCGAGACUGGAUGCCCAACAACCACUCCAUCAUCCUCAUUGACGACUUCGAGUCGCCCCAGAAACUGGCCGAGUUCAUCGACUUUCUGGACAAGAACGACGAGGAGUACAUGAAAUAUCUGGUCUAUAAGCAACCAGGGGGCAUCACCAACCAGUUCCUGCUGGACAGCCUGGAGCAACGGGAGUGGGGUGUCAACGAUCCCCUGCAGCCCAACUACCUAAAUGGCUUCGAGUGUUUUGUGUGUGACCACGAACUGGCCCGACUGCAAGCCCAGAAGGCCCACGAUGCCUCCCCGGGAGAAUUCCCCGUCCCCGAGCCUCGCAUUGCCCAGCCCUCACACAUGGCCUGCCCCAUGCCCACACCGGGCUUCGGCAGUGUGGAGGAGAUUCUCGAGAAUGACAGCUGGAAGGAGAUGUGGCUGCAAGACUAUUGGCAAGGUCUGGACCAGGGGAAAGCUCUCACUGCCAUGAUCCACAACAACGAGACACAGCCGCAGAAAUUUUGGGAUUACCUACAUGAAAUCUUCAUAAAACGGAAUCAAAAUCUUUAAUUAGUCCCAUCAGAGAGCCUUGGUAGAGCUAAGGAGAUAAAGUACUUAUGCAGCUAUGAAUCACGAGGUGCGUUUGCUGCUAAACCCUUCACUCGUAUGAAUACAAGGAAUUCUGUUAGAUCUACUGGUAUUUUAUCUAAUGAUGUAUAAUCAAGAUUUAAGCCUAUGCUAACACAGCCUGUUCUCAAGGAGCAAUGAAGGCAUUGUCCAGUACUUGGUUUAGCAGGAAGCAGAAGUCUGAAGCACCCAUGUAGUUCAAGGAGUUUUUAAAUUAUAGGUUUUUUUUCAGGGGAGGAGGGGAUGUCACUUCUGGCAUGCUCAGGGGUUACUCCUGACUCUGUACUCAGAAAUUAAUCCUGGCAGGCUCAGCAGACCAUGUGGGAUGCUGGAGAGCAACCCCGGGUUGGCAUUAUGCAAGGCAAAUGCCUUCCCUGCUCUAGUAUCGCUCGGGCCCUUAAAUGACUUUUUAAAGGAUUUCUCAUUUCUCUAGCCAUUUCAUCCUUGUCCUAAGGUUCAAUUGAACUCUAAGGUUCAAUUGAACAAUUGUACCUCUUUGGCUACAAAUGAGGUAAGAUGAGCUAGGUUUAGAGGUUUUUUUUUUUUUUUUUUGCUUUUUGGGUCACACCCGGCGAUGCACAGGGGUCACCCCUGGCUCAUGCACUCAGGAAUUACUCCUGGCGGUGCUCGGGGGACCAUAUGGGAUGCUGGGAUUCAAACCCGGGUCGGCCGCGUGCAAGGCAAACGCCCUACCCGCUGUGCUAUCACUCCAGCCCCCUAGGUUUAGAGUUUUAACAUUUCUAAUCUCCUUGUAACAUUUCAGUCCCUCAUUACUCAGUGUCCUGAUUUUCUUCUCCUCACCACCUGCUUUAAAAACUGUUAUGCUGAGGUUGGAGAGACAGUACAGUGUGUAGGGUGCGUGCUUUGCUUAUGGCCAACCUAGAUUCAAUCCCUGACAUCCCAUAUGCCCACUAUAUGGGGAUAGCAAGCACCUUACCUGUUGUACUAUCACUCCACCCUUAGAGCUGUAUUUUUUGACAUCAUUUUGCUUUUCAAGUCAGACUUUUAAAUAGCUUUUUCUUUUCUAGUUUUAUAAUUUUUAAUGUUAUUCCCAGAUCCAUUCUUUUUUUUUUUUAAGUUUGAGAACCAUUGGUUUAUUCAACAGAUGAAUACAAAGUUAUUCACAAUUAUCUUUAGAGUGGCAGGUGUGGCAUGCCCAGAUCCAUUCUUACCUGCAUUAAAUUCAUUGUAGAUUUGGUAGCUUAUUUUUUGUGUUUGCUUUUUUGUUUGGGGGGCCAUGCUCUGUGGGCUAUUCCCCGCUUUGUGCUUUUCCCAGUGGUGCUCGGGGAUAAAGGGGACCAUGCGGUGUUGGGGAUUGAACCCAUGAGUUACCUCUCUGACCUCUACUUCAUUUCUUAUUUAGGGCAUAUCUAGGAUUCCUUCCCACUGGAUUCUGGCUACUAACUUACUCUGUUCAUGUGCAAUGACAAUGUAAUGAAGUGUCCUGUUCUAUUAUAGGUUGAAGAUGGAAACUAAGCCUGGAAAUUAUAGUAGAAAAAAAUCAUAUAACUAGAAACAAUGAUAUGAUUUCAUGUGCUGGACAGAUAGCACAGCAGGUAAGCUUGCACUGCACAUGGCUGACCGGGUUCCAUCUCAGCAUCCAUAUGGUCCCCUGUGCCCCAUCCAGGAGUGAUCCCUGAGUACAAAGCCAGGAAUAAGCUCUGAGCAUAGCUGAUGUGACCCAAAAAACAAAAUAAAACAUCCGAUUUUGAAAUGUUCAAAUAGGGAAAUACGAAUCAAAGUGUAGUCUUUUGUUUUUAAUUUGUGCUCCAGGACUGAGCCUUAUACAUACUGUACAAGUGUUCUAGUGCUGACCCACAUCCCUGGACCCUUAAAGUAUAGAUUUUUAUAGGACUUUGGUUCUUUUUUAGUGACAUCUUCUGUCCAUUUUUUUUUUUUUUUUUGGCUUUUUUGGGUCACACCUGGCUCUGCACUCAGGAACCACUGCUGGCUGUGCUCAGGGGACCAUAUGGUAUGCUGGGAAUUGAACCCGGGUCGGCCACGUGCAAGGCAAAUGCCCUACCACUGUGCUAUCACUCCAGCCCCUAUUUUUUUUUUUUAAUUAAACUUUUUUUCUCCUUUGUUUUGCUUUUACCUGGCAUAUCAUACAAGCAAGCUUGGGCCUCCCGCAUACAAACAAGUACUCAGCUUAGUGAAGUAGCUCUCAAGCUCUUUUUAAGUUUUUGUGUGACGAAAAAAGUUCCAUUUUUCCCAAAGAGUACUGAGAACUAUGGUGGAAAAAAUAUAGUUCAACCAAACCCUUAAACUCAGGGAUUGAAGGAAGUGGCCAACUGGGUUUCAGUUGCUAGUACCCUAUAUACCCCACCUCAAGCUCUGUGAGGAGUAAGCCAGGAGUAAGCCCAGAGCACUGUGGGGUGUGGCCAAGGAUUUCACUACCAUGAUGAUUCUCACCCCCACCCCAAUUUUAUUAUUUAAAAAUUGCCCUGCAAAAUAUUGGGGAUGUAGUUUAAUGGUAGAGCCCUUGUGUGAAGUAGGCAUGUGUGAGGCCCUGGGUUUAAUCACUGAAACAAACAAAAAAAAGCCUCUCAGCAGCAUGAAGAGAGGAAAAAAACACCUUCCAAAAUACAUCAGGGUUGAAGAGAGCUCAGUAUGCAGGGUGGGUACUUUCUAUGUAAGAGGCUCAGAGUCAAUCCCUGUGCCAGAUAUGGUACCCAUAGCAUUACCAUAAGUUUCCCUUGAGUUUCCAGUCAGAAACAGCCCUGAGCACUGCCUGAGUGACCCCACAAAAUACUCAUCUUAAAAUUUGACAUUGUAGGGCUCCACAAAAGAAGUCAAAUGAAAGAUUCUGAUUUCUAAGAUUGCAGUCUUUUUAAGUGCAAGUGUUGCUGGUUUAUAAUGAAAAAAUACGUAUUAUCCAAGUGCAGACUAAGGACAAACUUCAUUACAUGCAACAAAAAGGGCAAGUGUGGAGUCUUCUUCCUAAUAUCACUUCAUACUGGUGGGACGAAUGGGCGUACUGCCAGGGAUCCUCAGGGUCACUCCUGGUGGUACUGGGGACCGGAGGAGAGAGAUGCAGUGCCAGGGACUGAACUGGUGUUGGUCACGUGCAAAGCAAGCACCUUAACCUUUGUACUGUGUAGUCUCCGGCAUUGGCGUUUUAUGAACAAAGUGAACUGUAGUUAUGAUUGCUUAUGGGUAGAUUCAUGUCUUCUCUGUGGCCAGUGCUUCCCAGACUUUCUCUUUUAUUUCUGUAAAACAGGUGCUAAAAAGGAAAGAAUCAGAAAUAGCCAUCUACCUGAGCACUUGCCAAAUACCAAUGGCUUCAGUUUCUCUUUAGAGAAAUCAAGCAGCAUAUGUUUGCUUUGGUUCGGGGCCAGUCUGUACACAGCAGCGGGCUUUGGGGUUAUCGGUAGUCAAUGUGCCACAUACCAAGCAGUUUAUGCUGCUGGAAGUGGGGCUGGAGCAUGGGGCUGAUGACUUUAAGAAUGUUGCUAUUUUCUAAGAGCUCAGGUUUCAUUUUGUAUAAUAAAAACUUUUUAAACACUG
Molecule: messenger RNA, 4995 nt
Organism: Sorex araneus (European shrew)
Lineage: Eukaryota; Metazoa; Chordata; Mammalia; Eulipotyphla; Soricidae
Gene: POFUT4
Product: fucosyltransferase 11
Exons: 3
Coding region: 1-1431 (476 amino acids)
Cellular component (GO): Golgi membrane
Molecular function (GO): alpha-(1->3)-fucosyltransferase activity
Source: RefSeq, a predicted model, not a curated record